AUGUGGAGUGCCCUGUGCCUGGGCUUCUUGCCCAUUGUAGCAGUCACUGGCCAGGUGACCUUUGAGCAGUACCCCAGGGAAGUGACCCUGCGAGAGGGAGAUGAAGUCACCUUCCACUGCAGCAUGAAGGGAGGUGAUAUGAGCAAGUAUUUCAUGUACUGGUACCGUCAGGGCCCACGGGGCUCUCUGGAAUGGAUUUAUGAAGAUUAUGGAGUAACCUAUGGAGAAGGUUUCAAAGAUCGCUUUAAAGGAAAACUGCAGUGGUCCAAGAACAGCUUCACUCUGCAGCUCCUGGCAGCAACCCCAGGCGAUGCAGCAACUGUGAAGAGAGAUAAGCUUAUAUUUGGACCAGGGACGAUUCUCACAGUUGAACCAAGCAUUUCAAAAACUUCUGAUCCCGAAGUCAUUGUGAUGAAAUCAAAGAAACUGGAAGGAGGUGGCAGCUCUGGGAAAGCAGCUUGUUUGGCAAAGAACUUCGCUACAAAGAACAUCAGCUUGGAGAUGCCCUCUCAGGAGGUGGUCUAUGAACAGAGCCCAUCCAUUCUGACAUCACAGGGGUUGUACAAUGCAAUUAAAGUGGUCAGGGUGACAAAAGACACAGAGGUGACCUGCACGGCCAAAUUCGGCAACCGCACCAUAACAGCAAAGCCAGAAGCCGAGGCUGAAGAACCAAUAACAGGGUUUGGGGAACCAAACAGAACCAGAACAGAGUCAGGGGCCACUGACAGAGUUUGCAACAGCACAGAGCCCUCAGCACAAGAUGCUGGAGGGCAGAGAGUGAGCAUGCUGACCAUGGCUGUGUUGGGGUUGAGAGUCCUGCUGGCAAAGAGCAUCGCCUUCAAUGCCCUCAUGAGCAUCAAGUUGUUUCUUUUCUGAGACAUGGGCAAUGAACCCAAAGAAGAGCAGCAAAGAGCGUGAACCAGCAGCACAAGGGGUUGAACAAGCAGGGCCAGAGCUGCUGACAGAGACCAGUCAGGACACAAGGCAGCACCUUCCCCUGCAGACAUGCAACACUCUUCACUCCUGCCUGGCCAGCUGAUUUACACUGAAGAGUUUUAAGUGCUUUUGCUCUUUCCUCUCCUCUGACAACUGAGCACAGUGGAUUUAUCCUCAUCCUCCUGCUAAGGAGAUUUUGCUCC
Molecule: messenger RNA, 1139 nt
Organism: Agelaius phoeniceus (red-winged blackbird)
Lineage: Eukaryota; Metazoa; Chordata; Aves; Passeriformes; Icteridae
Source: RefSeq, a predicted model, not a curated record